Molecule: messenger RNA, 987 nt
Organism: Colletotrichum tamarilloi
Lineage: Eukaryota; Fungi; Ascomycota; Sordariomycetes; Glomerellales; Glomerellaceae
Exons: 1
Coding region: 1-987 (328 amino acids)
Source: RefSeq, a predicted model, not a curated record
AUGAUUCCUCCAAGUUUCAAACGCAGUUCGGAGAAGCUGCUACCCAGUGUUCAAGCGCCUACCAAGCGGCAGAGGGUGUCACCCCCUCCUGAUCAUGCUAUCUACAUGAAUGAAAGCGCUGAUGAUGACGACGUCACGAUCAAAGGCAUCACCGGCAAUUUCGCAUGUCCAUUCUACAGAAAUAAUGCUGUACGUCACAUGGCCUGCCUCAAUCUCAGAAUGGUUCGGAUUCGAGAUGUCAAGCAGCAUCUCCAGAGACGACACUCGGAGCCUCGCCACUAUUGCCCACACUGCUACAAGAGGUUCGAAACAUACUUGGAACAGUCUCAGCACGUUCAAAAUCAGUCCAUCAUAGGAUGCUCUACAAAAGACAAAGAGUUCGAUUUCGUACCACCGCAUGCGAAAGACCUUCUCAAACUCAAGGUUAGCAGGAAGGACACGGCCGAAGAACAGUGGUACACAGUCUGGGACAAGAUUUUCGAGCCAAAGCCAAGACCUGAACACCCGUACAUGGGGACAGUCAUAGAGGAAGUCACCAUUAUGUUGCAAGAAUUCUGGCAGCGUGAAGGAGAUCAGAUUGUUUCAAGGUUCAUGGAAACACGGCAGGUGAAGUUUCAGGAUGAUGUUUGUCUGAAGGAAACCCUCCAUGGAUUGAUGAACGCAUCUUACAAGAUGUUUGGAAAACAAUUCCGGCCAUCACAGCCCAUGGAGAGGUCAAUUUCGUCUUCAAGCAAUGAACAGCAAGGCGAUCCUGAAGAUCAAGAACCCGGGGCACUGUAUGACGAAGAUUCGGAAGACUUCAUUACGACGAUGGCCAGUCUAGACCAAAAGGGAUUCGACUCUCUGUCCUAUGAGCUGUCUUCGAAUCAUCAAGCCCCUGACGAGAUAGAAGAGACUACAAUUUGGAAUGAUCUCUUAGCCGAAACCACACAUUUAGAGUUCACCUCUGCCGCGAUUGAUUUCAAAGACGUCGGAGUUGGCAAAUAG